ACUUAAAAUUAAAAUAAAUAACUAAAUCGAAGAAAAAAAUAAAUAAAUAACUAAAACAUUAACUGAAAUUAAGUCAAAUGACGCAUUUAGCCAUAUAUAUUCACUCACAUUUUCAAAGUUUUGUUUGAAAAUUUGAAAGGAAGUGAGGACUUUGAAAUGACAAAAAGGAGGGCUUUGAUUUUAGACACUCUGAAAUGUUAAUUUAUUCUUUUCUGUUCUAUAUCUUAGAAAUUUUAUUAUGUUAGUGUGAGAAUUCCAUAAUCAUUAAAACUCAUAAAAACAUUUUCGUAUUUACCAUCAGUUGAAAAAGACAUUUUAUCAUGACUAAUUUUAACGUUUAUGAAACAUGAUCCUCUUUUAAUUUAAUUUGAUAAAAAAUUUAUGUGUUGUAUUUUAGAUGUGUCUUGUCCUAUGGCGAUUAAAAUUUAUCAUAUCUCUAUGUCCGCAUCAUGUUGUAUAUAUCCGAGUUUGGGAAAAACUGAUUCGUAACAAUAUCUUUGCUUAGAAUGUUUAGUUAUGUGAGUGGAUUUUUUAGGCAUAAUAUUGUGGAUUUUUUAGGGUAUCCUAUUGAUAGAUAUUGUAGGAUAAUAACUUCAAAUAUGGCUUGUUCCAUGUCAGUUCCCAUAUGGAAUUUCUUGGGGAUCAUGUUUACAGCAUCACAAUAUUUGUAUUUGUCGAAUAAAUCAAAUGGUUGAGCUCAAUUAAUAUUUAAUGAGUUUUAGUUAAAAACAAAUCGAUUUAAAAUACUAUAAAUUAAAAUUUUGAUUUAAAUAAUCUUAAAUCUGAUUUUAUUUACCUCACACCUGAACUUUAAAUUAUUGCAAUCAUUUUUGUUUAUGAACCUGAACGUUAAAAGACUUAAAAAAAAUAUGCCAUAUGUUACAUUACCUGUGCAGAUUUCUCCAUCACUUGUGCUUUUUUGGAAGGUAUUGGUGCCCUUAAGUAAUUAAGGGCUAUUGUAUAAUGAUUUCCCACUUGAAAUAUAAAUAAAUAAAUAAAUAAAUAAAUAAAUAAUAGGCGCUAUUGGCACUAUUCACCAAUUAUAAUAUGCCACAUAGAUUAAAUUUUUCAGUUAAUUAAUUGUGAUUGCAUAGCAGUAAAAACAACACAUAAGAAACUACACUUACGUUUAUAAAAAAGUACAUUUUAAGUAGGGAAAUAUUAGCCACUAGUUCUUAAGGGCGUGAUUACCUUUUCAAAUAUAUAGAGUAGGAAAGUCGAAAGAAUAUAAACUUUUGCCUAAUUUUGUUUUUUUAAUUGUAUUCAGAUUUCAGAAUUUUAGAAAAUACUGAUCUCUUUCCAUUUUUAAAUAGUUUUUUAUGAUUCGUUUUAAUUAAGUAAUUCUGAAAAAAUAACAAAGUAGGGAGUAAAAGAAUGUUGUAUUAUAAUGUUUUUUUAUUCUUUGGUGCAUCUUGUUAGAAGGGAAGGCUAACAUUUUUAAUUCUUUACACAUGUUAUUAUGUUGUAUAGUUCUGUUUAUUAUUUCUCUAUUUAAGCGGUAUUUUUCUCUUUAUGUGAUUUUUCUAUUUACCGUUCAGUUUUUCUAAUUUAUUUAGUUUUUGUAGAAUGUGAAAUUCAAAUUGUUAUUAAUAUGCUAUAGAAAGCAAUUAGAAGCAAUUUAUCAUGUCGAAUAUUGCUUGUCCUAGAAGACAUUAGCCAUGUAGAGAUUCAAUGAGUGUGAAUAAGUUGAAUGAGCGAUCUUAAAUUUGUAGAAGAAAGACCAUAGUUCGAUCUUUGCAGCACACACUUUUAGAGAUAGACAAAGACCUUUAAGCUAUGAGAUUAGUCUCAUUGCUGAUAUAAUGGAUAGAAGCUUGUAAAUAGACUCUGCAAAAUUAUUGGAAUGUCAAAAGUACUAAUUAUGGUGUUUUCCUAUAAAAAAAAUAGCCAUGGAGAGUUUUUCACCAAAAUGAAGUGAAUUAUUAUUGAAGUAAGAUAUGGCAUGGUGAGACCAAGUAAUAAAUUGGUUACAAAACAUAUUUUGCUAAAACAAGGAAAAACCCAAUAUUUUUUUUAGACUAAAGUCCAAAAUAUUUUAAAGGCCCUAGGCUGUCCCCAACUAUUUAUAACGCUCAUGAGACCUUCCAGGAGGACCAGAGCUUUCUUCUGAUCACUAUCUGCCCCAACAUUGUGUGCUUUGCCCCUCUAAUUGUAGGAGAAAACCCGUAUGAUUCCACCAACACAUCACCUCCCUUCUGAUUUCUGUUUACACCAAAGUUGAUACCAAACAAACAAACUAUAGAUGAGAGGUCCAUCCUCUUUAAAGCAAGAAUAUUAAAAAAAAAAGGAAUGGAAUUAGAUAAGCUCUGUAAGCUUGAAGAAGAGCCUCCUCUCUCUAGUGCAUACAUGCAAAGCCUAAUGAAACAACUAAACACCUCUAGAGCAAAAGAUUUAAUGAACCCAAAAGGCCAAGAUUUUGUUGUUAAUGAUGGUAUCUUUGUUGGUCAAAAUUUAUCAUCCAGAAAAAAUGGUAAAGUUGUGGAUGCUAAACAGAGAUCCACAAAACCCCAACAACAUAAAAAACAAGUUAGGAGGAGACUCCAUACUAGUAAACCUUAUCAAGAAAGGUUACUGAAUAUGGCUGAGGCUAGGAGGGAAAUUGUCACCGCCUUGAAAUUUCAUAGAGCAGCUAUGAAAGAAGCAAGUGAACAGCAGAAGCAACAGCAACAAGAACCCCAAGAACAGCUGCAAAGGCCAUCACUAUCAUCCCAACCUUCCCACCCGCAUCCAAGUUUUGAACAAGAUGGAAGAUAUAAGUCUAGGAGAAAUCCCAGAAUUUAUCCAUCAUGCACAACCACAACCAAUUCUUCAAGUUACUUCUUAGAUGGUUUUUCCUAUCCAUACUUAUCUCAUACACCUCCUUCAGUUCCAAAUUCUUACACAUGGCCUGUUGCUUCCUCAAUUGCUCCACCACCCCUUUUGGCUGAAAACCCCAAUUUCAUUCUUCCAAAUCAGACUUUGGGACUGAACCUCAAUUUUCAUGAUUUCAAUAACUUAGAUGUUACUGUUCACCUUAAUAACACCUCAUCUUCCUCCUCCUCCUCUUACUCAUCUCAGUCAUCUGGAACCUCUUCUUCUCCUCCUUUACAGGAAGUUCCUUCUGUUGGAACAUCACAGGUAGAAGGGUUUUCUUUACUGGUUGAUACUAUUGAUUCACAUGAUGCAACUCAUGUUACUAAAGGCUUACACACAUCCAUGGAUGAUGAGGCUAUGGCAGAGAUCAGAUCAUUAGGUGAUCAAUAUCAAAUGGAAUGGAAUGACACUAUGAAUUUGGUCAAAUCAGCUUGUUGGUUCAAGUACUUAAAACACAUGGAACAUGGUGCACCUGAAACCAAGGAUGAAAAUGAUGCAUACCAUAAUUUGGAUCAGCAUCUGGAGUUUCCAGCUUGGUUGAAUGCAAACGAUAGUUGCCUAGAGCAGUGCUCGGAUGAUUAUUUCAGAGAUUCUUCUUUACCUUGUAUGGACAUUGGAGAUAUUGACGGCAUGGAUGAUGAUUGGUUAGCGUGACAAUUGCAAGGAUUGAUUGUUUUCUAUAAAGUCAAGUUUUGCUACUCAUUUUAUUAGGGGUACUGGACACUGUCAUUAUAAUUCCCUUACCCCAUAUUUUUACUUCUUUUUUUGGAUGAUAAAUAAGUGUUGCAAAUAUUAGUAGAGGCAGGCAACAUCAGUAUGAGUGAUGAAUAUUUUUGCUUCCAUUACUCCCUUUUCCACAAUUUAUAUACUCCUUGUAAUAUUGAAUAAUGUCAAUGUCAAUGUCAAUUCUUGUAAUUCUCUUUCA
This is a messenger RNA of Cicer arietinum (chickpea), 3778 nucleotides long. RefSeq lists its product as uncharacterized. Lineage: Eukaryota; Viridiplantae; Streptophyta; Magnoliopsida; Fabales; Fabaceae. The record is from RefSeq and is a predicted model, not a curated record.